AAGAAGAGGAGAUUUAUAUUUGAAAACAUGUUAUUAAGCUUAGUAGAUUAUUAAUUAGAACAUGAGAAAACAUUCGAGAGAGCAGAAAAGUUUGAAAUAUUAGAGAUAUUUGAAAAACAAUUCAAAAUUAAGAAAAAUUUUAAAACCUUUUUUAUUGAGACUGCUACAUUAUUAUUAAUUACAUAAUUAGAAGCAGGAGAAAGUAAGAGAAAUUGAGGUAAUUUUUUGUUUAAUUAUUAAAAAAAGAAAAUGAUGAACCGAUAUUAAUUGAAUUGCUUAAAAUAUUGAUAACAGGAAUCAGAUGAAAGGAUAAAUGGCA
Molecule: messenger RNA, 319 nt
Organism: Paramecium sonneborni
Lineage: Eukaryota; Ciliophora; Oligohymenophorea; Peniculida; Parameciidae
Source: the annotation of a GenBank genome assembly